This is a messenger RNA of Periconia digitata, 1158 nucleotides long. NCBI's taxonomy places the organism in Eukaryota, Fungi, Ascomycota, Dothideomycetes, Pleosporales, Periconiaceae. The record is from the annotation of a GenBank genome assembly.
CAACCCGACACAUUCCCUCCUCCAUGCGGCUCCGUCCAAAGGAGCACCGCAGUCACGAUGUCGGGCGCAGACACGGCCGACGCAGCUCUGCCUCAUAACGAUCUCCUUCGCAGUGCCAGCCCGCUUGGCCAUGAACAUCCCGCCUUUGUUACCCCACGCACCUACCUCGAGCAAGGGAGGCCGACGAUGCCCCCACGAGCUCUAACCACAGCCGAUCGGGAGCAGCUGGAUGGCCUGAAAACGAUCCGCGCCUUUCUGAAGGUGCGCACCAGCUACGAUGUCCUGCCGCUUAGCUUCCGCCUGAUCAUCUUCGAUACCGCCCUACUGGUGAAGAAGAGUUUGAACAUCCUAAUCCAGAACGGCAUAGUCUCAGCGCCGCUAUGGGACUCCAAAACAUCCACUUUUGCUGGUCUGCUCACCACCUCGGACUAUAUCAACGUCAUCCAAUAUUACUGGCAAAAUCCUGAGCAGUUGGCUAGGAUAGACCAGUUUCGUCUGAGUAGCCUCCGAGACAUUGAGAGAUCUCUGGGUGUCAGUCCCAUAGAGACAAUCUCUGUCCAUCCCGAACGCCCUCUAUACGAAGCAUGUCGCAAAAUGCUCGAGUCGCGUGCCCGCCGUAUACCCAUUGUAGAUAUUGACGAUGAGACGCGGCGGACAAUGGUCGUCUCUGUAAUCACCCAAUAUCGCCUGCUCAAGUUUAUAGCGGUGAACGUCAAGGAGACGCAGAUGCUGCGGAAGCCACUCAAAGAUUUAAACGUAGGCUCAUACAAGGAUUUGGCAACAGCAUACAUGGACACACCAGUCAUGGACGUCAUUCAUAUGCUGGUCAAGAAGAGCAUAUCAAGUGUGCCGAUUCUCGAUAAAGAUGGCACGGUUCUUAACGUCUUCGAGGCUGUCGAUAUAAUCACCCUCAUCAAGGGCGGUAUAUACGAUGAUCUGAACCUCAGUGUAGGCGACGCUCUUCUCAAACGGUCGGAUGACUUUCCCGGCAUCUACACUUGCUCUAUGCAGGACCAGCUGAGCACCAUUUAUGAUACAAUCCGACGAUCCCGUGUCCACCGUUUCAUUGUCAUCGAUGACCAUCGGAAACUGCAAGGUGUAUUAACGCUCAGCGAUAUCUUGGAAUACACACUGCUUGAAGGCGAGGAGAAUGAGUAG